Molecule: messenger RNA, 1140 nt
Organism: Cyphellophora europaea CBS 101466
Lineage: Eukaryota; Fungi; Ascomycota; Eurotiomycetes; Chaetothyriales; Cyphellophoraceae
Exons: 2
Coding region: 1-1140 (379 amino acids)
Biological process (GO): zinc ion import across plasma membrane
Cellular component (GO): plasma membrane
Molecular function (GO): low-affinity zinc ion transmembrane transporter activity
Source: RefSeq, a predicted model, not a curated record
AUGGCGACCAUAGACGAACUCGCCCAUCUGGUGCUGCGACAAGAGUCCGAAGACGAGCCCACACCAUCAUGCGACACCGGUAACGAAUACGACGGCCGCUUGGGGCUCCGCGUUGCCGCGCUCUUCAUCAUCUGGGUCACUUCAUCCAUCGGUGCCGUUUUCCCCGUCUUCGCGAAGCAGCAUGGAAACCUCAAGAUACCGGACUGGGUCUUCUUCGUUUGCAAAUAUUUUGGAUCGGGAGUCAUCAUUGCCACGGCUUUCAUUCACCUGCUCGCGCCGGCAGAGGAAGCUCUCACAAAUCCUUGUUUGACAGGGCCCAUUACCGAAUACUCGUGGGUCGAGGGUAUCAUCCUCAUGACAAUCUUUGUCCUCUUUUUCGUUGAGCUCAUGGUCAUGCGAUACGGCAACUUUGGUGGCGGUCAUGAACAUGCUCAUGAGGAGGCCCAUCCGCAUCCAGGUCAGAAUAUCGGCAUGGGAACCACCUCUGGCUACAAGGACAAUGCCCAAGAUAGCGCAGAGUCUACGCCGGAGCCAGCGAUUCCCCAUCGUCCCCAACAGAGCGUACAUCUUCCCGGCGAGGACCAUCAUGGACACGCCCGCGAGCACAAUGAUAUCGAAGAUGCCAGUCACCCUCUCAGCUUCGAAGAUUACAAGGCUCAGAUGACUGCUGUCUUCAUAUUAGAAUUCGGUAUCAUCUUCCACAGCGUCUUCAUUGGCUUAACACUUGCCGUCGCUGGGGAGGAAUUCAGCACGCUAUUCGUUGUCUUGAUCUUUCACCAGACAUUCGAAGGCCUUGGUCUUGGUUCCCGGCUAGCGCUUUCCCCUUGGCCGAAGAACAGGCGCUGGACUCCCUACAUCCUCGCCCUCGUCUAUGGCCUCAGCACGCCCGUCGCAAUAGCAAUCGGCUUGGGCGUGCGCAAAUCUUAUCCUCCGGGGUCAUCCACCACCCUCAUCGUCAACGGUGUGUUUGAUUCUAUCUCUGCGGGUAUCCUAAUCUACACUGGUCUUGUCGAGCUCAUGGCACAUGAAUUCAUGUUCAGCACGUCCAUGAAGCGCGCACCGAUAUCAGUCGUUCUGUGGGCGUUCGCCCUGAUGUGUCUCGGAGGUGGUCUCAUGGCCUUGCUAGGGAAGUGGGCUUAA